This is a messenger RNA of Didymella exigua CBS 183.55, 174 nucleotides long. RefSeq lists its product as uncharacterized. NCBI's taxonomy places the organism in Eukaryota, Fungi, Ascomycota, Dothideomycetes, Pleosporales, Didymellaceae. The transcript has a single exon. The record is from RefSeq and is a predicted model, not a curated record. The annotation marks the transcript as partial.
AUAAAAUAUAAAGUACUGCCUAAUUUAAGCAAUAUAAGAGUUUUUAGCUCUUUAGCUUACUACAAGGAACCUAGCUUGUUUACUAAGAAGCUAGAUUCUAAGGCUAUACCUUUUUACUUAAUAGGCUUUAUAGGGUCUAAUAUCUAUAAACUCUUGUCAGAUAAGAGCGAGCGG